Coffea arabica (coffee) is the source of this 5758-nucleotide messenger RNA. Its product is annotated as putative late blight resistance protein homolog R1A-3. Gene Ontology annotation, molecular function: ADP binding. Gene Ontology annotation, biological process: defense response to other organism. The record is from RefSeq and is a predicted model, not a curated record. Lineage: Eukaryota; Viridiplantae; Streptophyta; Magnoliopsida; Gentianales; Rubiaceae.
CGAAAACUAGGAAUCGAUAUUGCAAGGAACUCUCUGUCCUCUCCAUGCUGCCUUCUCAAAUCUUCAUCUUCACAGCUGAUGCGGAUUGUGGCGAGAACGAAUUCCUGAAAAUUAGCUGCAAUGGAAGCACCUAAUCAGUCUGAUCUGCGAUCUGAUUUGAAACCUCAAGUCACGUACCGCUGCAAGAAAUGUCGAAGAAUCGUUGCUACAGAGGAGAUGGUUGUUCCCCAUGAACGUGGAGGUGGGCAGAAGUGUUUUAAGUGGAAAAAGAGAAGUCAUACCCAAGUGGAAAACGAGCCACCUGAAUGCUCAUCUAUUUUUGUAGAGCCCAUGAAGUGGAUGGAAUCAUUACAAGACGGUGGUGUGGAAGACAAGAUUAUGUGCAUGGGUUGUAAAACCCGGUUGGGAUCCUUCAAUUGGGCUGGCAUGCAGUGCAAUUGUGGGAAGUGGAUCACUCCUGCGUUUCAGCUGCACAAAAAUCGGAUUGAUGAAUGUCAAUUAUGAUCGAGGAUCUUAUAGCAUAUUUUUGUUAGUUUAGCAAUAUUGUCAUGAGUAUAAAGCAGUUGGUUGGUACUCUAUUUGGCAAGCUUUUAGUCUAGCAUGCUUGAGAGUCCAUCAUACACUUCUCUCCUGGUUUAAUGUUUCUGAUGAAGCCCGCUAGUAAUCUUGUAAAUCAGUAAGUUGGUCGCACUUUUGCAUGUCAUGUAAUCUAGCAGGUGGGAGUCAACACGACUAAGUUUACUUGUAUACCAAAAGAAGGAACUGCUAUUAGCUGAAAUUCAGAGAGAAGCAUGUUGUGGAGAUGCUUUUUGAUACUAACUUCUGAUUUACUGAGCGUUUAGAACAGAGCUACCUUGUACGUAAAUUUAGUAAUCUCACGUGUUCUAAAUUCAUAGGACACAAUGUUGCGAGAACAGGUGCGUUUGUACUCCUAUAUUACGGAGAUAAUGUUCGAUCUCACCAGAUCAACAAAUUACAAUCCGGGAAGAUGGUCAAAAUUAAGUGGCAUACUGCACUUGCAUACUCCAUGGAGAGCACAUACACAACGUUACCAUGGCAAUAACUCCCUUGUUACAAAAUGAUAAAAACGGUCGUCAUUUCUUCACUACAUUACUGUCAACAGAAUUCUGCAACAGGCAUCAGCAAAGAAGAUAAUAUCAUGUCAGCCUAAAAAAGAGAAAGAACUCUUGCUACACAAUUUUCUAAUGUAGCAAGAUGGUACUUUUACAAUUAUUUUUUAAAAUUGUUUCUAUUUGUGUUAGUGCACAAUUGUAACACUUUAGGAUAUAAUUGUAGCUGACUAUCUACGAUUUGCAUAGUGUCUCACCGUUGACCUUUCAGUCUAACCACCUCGCAUUUCAUUUCACCACUGAAGCCUGCACAGUUCAGUUGACAUGUUCUUCUGUUGCCUGGCUUCGAAGUCCCCUCUCCAGCUUGCUUCUCUUGCCAUUCCCAUCAAGAACAGUGCGACUGAUUCUUCUGAUUUCUUUGUUCUUUUUGCAUUUUAUCUUAUUCAAGCUUCUCUUUCAAUUUUCUGUAAUUACCUAGCACUCUAACCAAUUACUGAACUUUGCAAUCUGAUCAAUAAAAUCCUUCUGCUGAUGCCAAAAGUUGAGAACUUUAUGUAAUCGUGAUAUCUAUUUUGGUUGGUAUUGGAUCAUACCUAAUUUGAGGAAAUUCUGAAAAUUUCUUAAUGUGAGGGAUAGGGAGGAAGAAAACGACGGCUUAUGCUGAAGUGACCUCUCUAAUUCAAACCCUUGUACAUCUGGAGAAAUUCCCCUGUAUUCUUUUCGAAAGUAAAAUAAUUUAGGCCAAAGGUUUCAAUAAAAAUGUGGAUGAAGUCAUACAGCUUUUGGAACUAGGAGAAAACGAGUGGGAUCAUACAUUAUAUUAGAACUGUCAAGUACGAUCCUGAAUGGCUUCUGUUACAAUAUCAGCCAUUAAGAAGAGGGAAUCCUUUUCAUCUAGAGUCACUCCAAGUGGGAUCUUGUAUUGGUAGAGCAUCAAAUAUGAAGGAAGAAAAGGAAAAGAUAUUGGAAGAGAUGAGUUCUUUUCACGCAGAGCUGAAAGAAUUCCUUGAUAUGAGGCCGCGUUUGACCAAGUCAGUCAAGCGUGAUACUUGAUGCUACUGCUACAUCCCCAUCAAUUAAUCCUUUCCUCUUUUUGUUUCUUCCUCUCCCAAUUAAAAAUCACGCUUUCUGAUUCUCUUUUUCUCUCUCCCAAACUAGGCCUAAAUUCUUCUCACUCAAAAAGGAAUCUUGUGCAGAAUUAGAAAGCAGGAAAUCAUUCAAGAUAGUGUUGAUCAGUUAGUUACCAGUGAAACCACCCUCGCUGGCACUUUUCGCUUGUGAUUGCGAUCAAUAUCAAUUAUGCUUGCUGCUCAGUUCAUCCCAAAUUGAAUUUCUUACUCGGUAUCUGCCUAGCACAAAUUGCAAAUGUUGGAAGCAAUAGUUUGAGAAAUCUGUAUGAAACAUGUAUUCUGGGACGGGCUAAAAAAAUGUGAGGAAGACAUUUAAUUUGGGGCAGAUUAAAAAUCUUGUGUGAGAACUGCAGACCUAUAUUGUGGGAGAGAUAGAUGGCUUAUGCUGCUGUGGCUUCUCUUGUCCAAACGCUAGAGUACGUGUUGAAAUUUUCACAUUUGGUUUUCCAAAUCAAGAUAAAGCGUGCCGAAGUUUACAAUAAAAGAGUUGCUGAAGUCAUAAAGCUUUUGGAAGCAACAUCAAACGAGUCGGAAUAUCAUCUGGAGCAAGCUAUUGAUAUAUUGGAUUCGCCGAAAGGGAAACGGGCUAUUCGGUAUCAGUAUGAUAGUGGAUGGCUUCUGUCGCAAUACCAGCUGCCAAGAAGAGAAGGGCGAGUUCUGUCAGUGGAAAUGCUGGAAAUGGAGGAACAAAAGAAAAACAUUUUGGAAGAGAUUGAUUCAUUUCAGGCAGGCUUGAAUGUAUUUUUUGGUGUAACCGGUCCUCACAUCAUCAGGGGAGAUGCAAGAAACUACUUUCUUUGGCAACUUGUUCGUACGCUGGUAGGAGAACAGCGUCUGGGAAGGAACCAACUCAAAAAGAAAAUAGUUUAUUUUUACAAAGUGACCAGGGACACAACAAAUUUGUGCAAGGAGCUUCAGUCCUUGCUGAUCAUUCUUGACAAUCCUUCAAAUAAAUGCCUUGAUAUAUUGAAAAGUAUCCAAGAUGUUGCAUAUAGAGCCAGAGACAUUUUUGACCUACGCAUAAUAAAAAAUCAAGUUGAGCCUGCCUUGACAUACUGUUUAAGGGUUAGGAAAGGAGAUCCAGAAGGGAAAAGUUCUUUUGAAGAGAGGGUCAACAGGAUUUUCGGUCUUGAAGAGAGGGUCAACUGUCUUUUCGGUGCAAAUGCUGUCAAAUUUUUGCAGAAGACAUUAGAAAAUGUUCGUUCUAUUAAGAACAACAUCAAAGAAAUCAAUUCUGAGGAGCUUACUGUUGAAGAUUUGCAAUUGGGGUCUGCUUCACUUGAUGGUUCACAUCAAGCCCAAGGCAGUACAAAUCAGGAGGAUGCUGUGGUGGGUCUUGAUGACGAUACGAGGAGAAUCACAGAAAAGCUUACUAGACCACCACCAUUUCAACUAGAAAUUCUGACAAUUGUGGGUAUGGGCGGCAUUGGCAAAACCACUCUUGCUAGAAAAGUUUUUGGUCAUUGUUCAAUUGUUUUGCACUUUCAUUGUCGUGCAUGGGUCACUGCAUCCCAAGUUUAUGAAGUUAAAGAUUUGCUCUUCAGCCUCUUGUGCUCAGUUUCAGAACCCACUUAUGAAAAGCAUGAAAAGAGUAAAGAAGAUAUAGGUGAAGAGCUUUAUAGAAAACUGAAGGGUAGAACAUAUUUGAUUGUCAUGGACGAUUUGUGGAGUAUCAAGGCCUGGAAUGCUGUCCAGGGAUAUCUUCCAGAUGACAGAAAAGGAAGUCGUAUAAUAUUGACUAGUCGGUCCAUUAUUACUGAGUUGAAACCCGAGGAGAAACCUUACCAUUUCAUGAGACUUCUGGAUAGAGAUCACAGUUGGGAAUUGCUGGAAAAGGUGGUAUUUGGAAGAAAAAGUUGCCCACAUGACUUGGUGGAUGUCGGAAAGCAAAUCGCUGAUAAAUGUCAGGGACUACCCCUGGCGAUUGUUGUUGUUGCUGGUCUUCUCUUGCGAACUAUGAGAAGACUAGACUGCUGGCAAGACAUUGCGGAUAGCGUAAGGUCAUUUAUGCGCAAUGAUCCUACAAAUUGCCUGGACAUACUUGCUUUGAGUUACAAGAAGUUGCCCAAUCGCCUGAAAGCCUGUUGGUUGUACUUGGGGGCUUUCCCUGAAGACUGUGAUAUUGAAGUUCAGAAACUCGUUCAUCUUUGGGUUGCUGAAGGUUUCUUGGAUCCAGAACCCAUAGCAGACAUGGAACAGGUUGCAGAGGAUUAUUUAGACGACCUAAUUGGCAGAAACUUGGUUUCGGUGGGAAAGAGAAAUUUUGAUGGGAAAGUCAAAACAUGUCGCCUCCAUGAUUUCUUGCGGGAACUAUGCGUGAGAGAAGCUGAGAAAGAGAAGUUCAUGUAUGUCACACCAAGAGGUGCCCAAGGUUUUCGAACAGGCAUACGGGAUAUGUAUCGGCUCAGUAUCCACUUUGACUCUAUCACUGAUUACUCGGUGCCAUCAUUUAGACAUGCCAUAUCAUUUAUGUGCUUUAGUUUGGGUUAUGGCUUUUCGCCAGAUCUCCUAUUGUUGGAAUUACAGCUUAAAUUGCUGAGAGUAUUAGACAUAUACUUUCUUCAUUUUGAUCAUUUCCCCAUCCAAGUACUGGAAAUGGUUCAUUUGAGGUAUAUCGCAUUUAAUGUUACUUAUGAGCUUCCACCGUCAAUGUCCCAGCUUAGAAAUCUCCAAACCAUACUCAUUCGUGGCCCAUGGGAAAGCCCCAUUCUGUCUUUGGAAUAUUGGAGUAUGCCAUCCUUGAGGCAUUUUCACUGUAGUGUAGUUAGUCACUUGAAGAAACCCACAAUUGGUAGGAAGAGCUUUGAUCGACUGUUUGCCCCAGAAUAUCUGCUUAGUCUCUCCACGAUAAGCUUCUCUUCUUGCACGCGGGAGGUUUUCAACAGCAUGCCCCAACUGAAGAAGCUAGGCAUCUGUGAAACAGAAAAGGACUACAUUACAGGUGUUUCAUCUGAAUGCCUAGCCAAUCUGCACUUGUUGUGUAAACUGGAUACUCUCAAGUGUUCAUUUUUCAGAGAAACAAGUAAAACGCGGGAUUUAUGUCGGUUUUCUUUACCCUACAAGCUCAAAAAACUGACUUUGAGUUGGAGCUAUCUUCCAUGGGGGGAUAUGGCCAGUUUUGCCAAUUUAGGCCACCUUACAGUACUCAAACUGAAAAACUUUGCCUUUCAAGGACCAAGAUGGGAACUAAAUGAAGGGGCAUUUGGUUGUCUAAAGUCGUUGCUAAUAGAAAGUACAGAUCUAGUACACUGGGAGGCCACAAGCACUGAUCAUUUUCCAUGCCUUGAACACCUGCUUCUGAGGUCUUGCAAAUCCUUAGAGGAGAUCCCUUACGGUAUUGGGGAACUUCCUACCCUCUCACUACUUGAGGUGCACUACUGUAGCAAAUCUGCAGAGGAUUCUGCUAAAGAAUUUGGAGGGCAAAUUGAAGACCUGAAGGUUGUCACGAGAAGUGAUAUUUAGGUGAAAAUAUCAUGAAAGAUCCUUGAUUUCUAAUUUCUAUGUGCACCAAUGAGUCGGAAUUUUCAUAAAUAUGGUUGUUUGUCUAAAAUACCAAAA